Molecule: messenger RNA, 2481 nt
Organism: Lasiodiplodia theobromae
Lineage: Eukaryota; Fungi; Ascomycota; Dothideomycetes; Botryosphaeriales; Botryosphaeriaceae
Product: NACHT and TPR domain-containing protein
Exons: 1
Coding region: 1-2481 (826 amino acids)
Source: RefSeq, a predicted model, not a curated record
AUGCCGCCCAAGCGCCGAGGCAUGCGGCGGUUUUUCUGCUGCGGACCCAAGGAUGAGGCCGAUGCGGACCUCCCAGUCAAGCCGGCGAAGCAGGUCUCCGAGAAGGCCGACAGAUCGGGGGUGACGUCGAGCGGGAAGGCCAAGAAGGAGGAGCAGCAGCAGAAGGCUGAGGAGGAAAAGCGUGCGAUUCCGACAAGCGAGGACGAGGCCACAAAGGACCAUUUACCCGCCGAAAAGCCGGAUGCUCCCACGACCAAACCGGAAGGGAUCACAGAAGAGGAGCAGCAAGCUGAAACGCCUGUUCCCACCAGUGGAGACGUCGUGAGGGACCAUGCACGAGCCGAUGCUCCCGCCGCCCUCACUACUGCAGCCGACGGAAAGGAGGAUUUAGUCGCCGCGGGUCCUGCCGUCGACACCACCGAGAACGCCGCCGAAAAGCAGCUAGCUGCCGAGGUCCCUGCGGCCUCGGUCGAGAAGACACAAGAGUCGCCGGCUGAGCAGCCCACAACUGCGGAGCAUCCGGAGGAGCCCGCCAUUGCCGUCGACGAGACUGCUGCAGACAUCGAGUCGCCUGUCGAGGCCUUCUUCACUCCGGCCGAGGAAAAACCGGAAGAGCCUCAGCUAUCUGUCGACGUCCCGGCCAUCCCAGAGAAGUCCGAGUCGCGCGUCAAGACGCCAGUGUCGCCGACUGCCGAAGACGAAGACUCCCCUGCCGAGCCGACCGCGGAGGUUAUCCCGGCCCCAGCGGCCUCCGAGCCGGUAGACGACCAUCCGCCAACAGAGGAACCUGUCGUCGUUGCCAAAGAGGAGCCCGUUGUUGUCGCCGAAGAGGAGCCCGCUGUUGCUGCCAAGGAGGAACCCGUUGUUGCUGCCAAGGAAGAACUCAUUGUUGCUGCCAAGGAUGAACUUAUUGUUGCUACCGAAGAGGAGGCCGUCGAUAUCGCCAAAGAGGAGCCAGUCGCUGUCGCCAAAGAGGAGCCGGUCGUCGCCAAAGAGGAUGCCGCUGAGGAGACGCCCGAAGUCCAAGCAAGCGUGACUGAAGAGGUUUUGCCGGCCGAAAUCUCUCCUGCUCUCGACGAGGCUCUGUCCGCCCAAGACGACGCUGCCACUAUUCAGGCGAACGAGGACUCGACAGCGGAACCCGAGUCUGCCGCAGGCCCUGUCACCAAGACCGAGGACAACACUACCGCCGAAGAAUCCAUUGUUCAAUCGCGCGAGGUGGUUCCGGUUGACCCUCCUGUUGUGCUGACCAAGGACGACGAUACGCACUCGGAAGCUCACUCCGGCACGGUUACUGACUCUGAAGAUGACGCAUCAUCGCACACCACUGACACCCCGGAGCCUGGGAUUACCAGAGAAGACUCUGUCAUUCCCAAGGGCUCGGACCAGAAGGUUUCGAUGCCCCGGUUGUUCCCCAACAACAGACAGGGCAACAUCCUUCAGAGGGUCAUCGAGUCUUACAUCAUCAACGGAAGGUCCGACUGGAAGAUCCUCCAGAAGUAUCUCCCCAAGCCGACUGCGAACGGGGAUGAUUCCGCUGCCAGGUUGACCAAGGUCAUCAUGACGCGCAUGCUUGAGAACUGCCUGAGCGAAGCUGAAUUGACUGAAAGCCGCGUUUUUCUGCCCAUCCUGCGCGAGCAGCUGGCUCACUUCUACUGGGAUGACCACAAAGACAAACAGGCCAUCAGGCUCUGGAGGAAGGUUCUCGGCGACUCGGCCAACGGCGACAGCGACAAGUUUGUCUACAGGGCGAGGACGAAUGCCACAAGAUCACUCUGCAACAUCUACUUUACCAAGGCUCUGGAAGCUCACAUCGCCGGCGAGGACCCCUCGAAGCACGCAAAGAAGCUUGAGGAGGCGGCCGGAAGGGGCGCGGACUCCGUCACGACCAUGUGGUGGGAUGCCCACUGUUCAUCAUUAAUGCUUACGGCCUGGCACCAGAUGCACGACGAAGACUCUUACAGGGCAUUGGAGAACUUCAGAUUCAACGCCAAGUGCGCCAUCGGAAAGCUGGAGGCCAGGGACCGCUCCAAUGCUGAGAGCGGGUUCCUUCUCUUGGCCGAGACGCUCAUGACGGCCGCCGACAACUGGGGGGGCCACGUGGAGGGCGACGAGAACGCGACGAGAGCCAUGUCGCUGUUCCUCCAGCACCACUACGCUCUUGGUCUCGAGAACGACGACGGCGACAACAGCUCCGUCACCAAGGCGCAGACGUACGGCGCAUGCGAGACGUGCGACAACGAGCUCUCCUGGGGCCACUUCCAAACCUGCAGGUACUGCAAGGUCGACCUUUGCGAUUCCUGCCACAAGUCUCUGGAAGAGACGACGCUGCGGGUCCGCGUUUGCAGUCCGAUACACGACUUCUUCCGGACGAGCGGCCCCGCCCCGCACGAGAUCCCUAGGGACCACGUUCUCCUCGACGGCGAACAGGUUCACUACAAGACGUGGAUCGCCAUGUUGAAGGAUGAGUGGGCGCUUUGA